AUGGAACCACAUAGCUAUGUUUGGCUCUUGAUAAUUGGCGGAAUUGUUGCGUUCGCUGCUGGAUUUGGCAUCGGUGCUAAUGAUGUUGCAAACAGUUUCUCAAGCUCAGUUGGAUCUAAAACUCUUACGCUGAAACAAGCUUGCAUUAUCGCGAUCUUCACCGAAUUCUUUGGAGCUUUUUUGUUAGGUGCAAACACAUCCGAAACCAUUCGUGGAGGAAUUAUAAAAAUUUCAUUAUUUCAAAAUAAUCCAGAUUUGCUUAUGUUGGCAAUGGUUUGCGCCUUAAUUGGAUCAGCUUUAUGGGUUAUUUUCGCUUCAAUCCGAGGAUGGCCAGUUUCUACAACUCAUUCAAUUGUUGGUGCUAUGGCUGGUGUUGGUAUCUCUGCUUUUGGUUGGAAAGCCAUUGACUGGAGUUUUAACGGUAUCACAAAGAUCAUAGUCUUUUGGUUUAUUUCACCCAUAAUAGCAGGAGUUGUAGUAUCAACUUUCUUCUUGACAGCAAAAUAUUUGAUACUUGUACAUCAAGACAGUUCUUUCCGACGCGCUUUGAUCGCCGUCCCAAUUUACAUUACCUUCACGAUAGCCAUCAACAUCUUUUACCUCCUCUUUAAAGGUGAUCCAAGUUUAAAUUUAGAAAACCUUCAGCCUUAUGUCGUUGCAAUUAUUGUUGGGAGCGUCGCGAUUAUCGUGUCAGUCUUAAGUCAUUUCUUUUAUGCAAAAUAUUUAAAAAGAAAGAUCAUUGGUAAAGAAACUGGCCUCAAGUGGUACCAUAUUUUCGUUGUUCCAUUCAUUGGACCUCGUUAUGAUAAUGAUACUGAAAGGGGCACCAACGAUGAUCAAAAUGGAAAACAAGAAGGAAUUGUAAUUGAAGAAAACGUCAAUAAUUCCCCAAAAAACAUCUUUCAGGCAGCUUUUACAGCUAUAGGAAACUAUGUUGCUCGAGGUAUCAGCAAAGAAGUAGCAGAUUAUAAAGCACAUGAUAAUAUAGAAUUGCAUGAUGCUGCAGUAAAAUACGAUCCAAAUACGGAACAAUUAUAUUCUUUCCUUCAAAUUCUCACCGCUUCACUCGCCUCAUUUUCUCAUGGUUCAAAUGAUGUUUCAAACGCGAUCGGACCCUUAAUUACAAUUUAUCUAAUCUAUGAUUCUGGUGUUGUUGAACCACCAGGAACUACCUCUGUGCCUAUUUGGAUAUUGGCUUUAGGAGGUAUCGCUAUUGAUGUGGGUCUUGUCCUUUAUGGAUACCAUGUGAUGAGAUCUCUUGGGAACCAAAUCAUUUAUAAUUCUCCAUCUCGUGGUUUCUCUAUAGAGUUGGGCACUUCAUUGACUGUAUUAACCGCCUCAAAAAUUGGUCUCCCCAUUUCAACAACACAUUGCGUUACUAUUGCGACUGCGGCCAUAGGUUUAUGCAAUGGAAAUGCGAAAGCUCUCAAUUGGAAAUUAUUGGCUUCUUGUUUCUUCAGUUGGGGGUUAACGGUUCCAGUCUCCGCAUUAAUUGCUGGUGGUAUCUUUGCUUUCACUGCUUAUGCACCAUCAGCACCCACAUAA
Messenger RNA from Funneliformis mosseae, 1545 nucleotides. NCBI's taxonomy places the organism in Eukaryota, Fungi, Glomeromycota, Glomeromycetes, Glomerales, Glomeraceae. The record is from the annotation of a GenBank genome assembly.